AUGGAGUGGAGUUCUCUGCAGCAAGCGCGUUCUCAAAACGAGGAUGCAACGGAGCUGGGUAAAGAAGCAGUGUCAGAGAUAGCAAGAUCCUACGUUGAGAGCCUGACUCAUGGCCUUGUGAGGUCUUCCAUCCAAGCACAGGGCGAAACGGCUGCAGCGCAUGAGGAAGCAGAGUACAGCUUGACGGACCGGAAUCAUCUCCAGAACUUCUUGGUGGAGGCCAACAUCCGACCGGUGCGUUUGGAAUAUCUCUUCAAGCUUGCGGAUUGUGGUCGUAUCUGGCCACGGCGCCAGGAGGCAGAGGGCGAAGAGUUCGAGGAUGAAGAUGGCACGAUGCGCACGGCAUUGGUGACGAUGGAGGAACUGCAGGAUCCCAAAAUAGCCCGUUUUGAGGUUAACCCGGCGAUAUUAUCUGUGUCGCAUGUGUGGGAGUCUCAGCAGCAUCCCGACCCAUGGGGAUGGCAGCUGCGAAGUCUCUUGGGGUUUGUUGAAAGCAAUUUUGGGUCUCGUGAAAAGCUCAAGUUCUUUGCAGAACACGUUCGUGUUCACUACUGGGUAUUCAUUGAUUUCGUGUGCCUGCAUCAGUACAAGCGCAGCGAAGAGGAACAGCAGUUCUUCGGGAGAGCAAUGAGGUCCAUGCAUUUGCUGUAUGCCCAUCGGCACAUCGGUCACGUGAUUCGCUUGGAGGAGCUGACCCCGGAGAGCGAGAAGUCACUCGAGGGUUCUAUAGACAUGUACUGUGAGGCGACUGGAAAGUUUGAAGCAAGGCCUCUAAGCGACUUGGUCCUGAACAGCACGCCUUACUCCGAAAGGGGGUGGUGUGUUGCUGAAGUUCAGUGGAUGAGCACGAAAGACGAGGUGUUUGGCUGCUCUCCCAUGCCGCCAGCAGUUUUUCAGGAGCGGGUGGCGCGUGGCGAGCAGGGACUUGCAAAUGGGUUGCGCCUGAAAUUUACACACCGCUCUGAUGCAAAGUUGGUAAGUCGCCUGCAGGAGGAUGUCUUCCUACAGCAUGCCAGGCAACGCAAAAGACUUGAUGCAAUGUCCUUGCCCCAGUGCGAGGUGUCGAUUUUGGCGGCUGCACUGCCACAUUUCGUGAACCUGGAACUGCUUACCAUUUCAUCCGAUGAAGAAGACUUCGGGCAUAGCAUUCUGGAGUUAGCACAUGGCCUUGAACGUCUUUGUCCCCAGAAGUUGCGGGUCUUGCAGGUGAUGGGGGAUGGGAUUACGGAUGCCGAUGCUGCAGCUCUUGCCACGGCAGCCAUCAGCUGCAAGGAGUUGUCCAAACUUGGCAUACAAAGUGACAUCAUCGGAGAUGCCGGGGCCGAAGCUUUGGCUGCAGCAGUUCUGGACUGCGAAAAGUUGACCGAAUUCGCUCUCGACGGGUGUUACAGGAUCGCGGACACCGGCGUAGCAGCUCUGGCAGCAGCGAGCUUCGCAGCCCCACGUGUAAAGUUCGCAAUGGGGGGACAUGUUUCGCAGCUAGCGAAUAGGCUACAUCACAAGUGGGGCAAUCGUACUUGCGGCGUGAACUGGGAUUGUCCCCCUGGUUUUGCUAGGUUUGUUUAA
Symbiodinium sp. CCMP2592 is the source of this 1566-nucleotide messenger RNA. The record is from the annotation of a GenBank genome assembly. Lineage: Eukaryota; Dinophyceae; Suessiales; Symbiodiniaceae.